Mizuhopecten yessoensis (Yesso scallop) is the source of this 441-nucleotide messenger RNA. RefSeq lists its product as uncharacterized. NCBI's taxonomy places the organism in Eukaryota, Metazoa, Mollusca, Bivalvia, Pectinida, Pectinidae. Bases 1 to 441 code for a protein of 146 amino acids. The transcript has a single exon. The record is from RefSeq and is a predicted model, not a curated record.
AUGGUCAUCGGGACAAAGGGAGAUAACCACAGUUGUAGGGACGAGGGGGAGUUAACCAUGGUCAUUGGGUCAAAUGGAGAUAACCACAGUUAUAGAGACGAGGGGGAGUCAACCAUGGUCAUUGGGACAAAGGGAGAUAACCGCAGUUAUAGGGAUGAGGGGGAGUUAACCAUGGUCAUUGGGACAAAUGGAGAUAACCACAGUGAUAGAGACGAGGGGGAGUUAACCAAGGUCAUUGGGACAAAGGGAGCUAACCACAGUUAUAGAGACGAGGGGGAGUUAACCAAGGUCAUUGGGACAAAGGGAGAUAACCACAGUUAUAGAUACGAGGGAGAGUUAACCAUGGGCAUUGGGACAAAGGGAGAUAACCACAGUUAUAGAUACGAGGGAGAGUUAACCAUGGGCAUUGGGACAAAGGGAGAUAACCACAGUUAUAGAUAG